CACAGCAGCAGCAGCCAGUCACCACGGGAGGAAAAAAACACCGCCGCUUCCGUGUUGUUCUUCUUCUCAUAUUUUGGUCAGAAAAAGCGUCACUCGCGGCUCCGGUGUCACCGAACUCUGACUGUCAUGGUUCUGUGAAAAGCUCGCGAACAACUUCCCGCCCUCUCCCCCCACCCCGUCCCCACCCGACAUGAUGUCGCUGCUCCAGAGCUCCAAGAAGAAAGACAAGCGGGUUCUGUGCGGAACCUGCCCGGACCCCAAGUGUCAGGCUCGGCUCUUCUUCCCCGCUCACGGCUCCGUUAGCAUCGAGUGCACCGAGUGCGGACAGCGGCACGAGCAGCGGAACCUACUCCACGUCGAGGAGGUGACGGACCCGGAUGUCGUGCUCCACAAUCUGCUCCGGAACGCGCUGCUCGGCGUCACCGGGGCCCCGAAAAAGGGUACGGAGCUGGUGAAGGUGAUGGGACUGUCCAACUACCACUGCAAGCUGCUGUCCCCGGUCCUCAGCAGGUACGGCAUGGACAAACAAACAGGCAAGGCCAAGCUUCUGAGGGACAUGAACCAAGGUGAGAUGUUUGACUGCUCGCUUCUUGGAGACCGAGCUUUCCUGAUCGAACCAGACCAUGUGUCCACCAUGGGCUACGGCAAGGACCGGUCCGGAAGCCUCAUUUACCUCCACGACACACUGGAGGAGAUAAAGAAAGCCAAUGGGAACAGAGAGUGUCUCAUCCCGGUCCAUGUAGACGGUGACGGGCACUGCCUGGUCCACGCCGUGUCCAGAGCACUUGUGGGCAGAGAACUGUUUUGGCAUGCACUCAGAGAGAACCUCAAACAGAACUUCAAGCAGAACCUGGAACACUACAAAGCCCUGUUCCAGGAUUUCAUUGACUCUGCAGAGUGGGAGGACAUCAUCAACGAGUGUGACCCCCUCUUUGUCCCACCUGAGGGAGUGCCGCUUGGACUGCGCAACAUCCACAUAUUUGGUUUGGCCAACGUCCUCCACCGUCCCAUCAUCCUGCUGGACUCCCUGAGUGGGAUGAGGAGUUCCGGUGAUUACUCUGCGACCUUCCUGCCUGGCCUGGUGGCCGAGGAGCGGUGUCAGGGGAAAGACGGCAAGCUCAACAAACCAAUCUGCAUCGCCUGGAGCAGCUCCGGCAGGAACCACUACAUCCCGCUUGUGGGGAUCAAGAACACGAUGCUACCCAAACUGCCGGCCCAGCUGCUGCCCAAGGCGUGGGGCGUCCCGCAGGAGCUCAUCAGGAAGUACGUCAGGCUGGAAGCGGACGGAAGCUGUGUGAUCGGUGGUGACCGCAGUCUGCAGGAUAAAUAUCUGAUGAGACUGGUCAACGCCAUGGAGGAGGUGUUCAUGGAGAAGCAUAGCAUCCAUCCGUCGCUGGUGGCCGACGUGCACCAGUACGUCUACAGACGCACCGGUGUGAUUGGCAUCCAGCCUGAGGAGGUGAUCGAGGCAGCUAAGAGGUCAGUGACGGAGAACCGGCUGCACCGCUGCCUCAUAUGUGGCGCUCUCUCCGAGCUGCACGUCCUGCAGGAGUGGCUGGUUCCUGGGGGGAAGCUCUACAACUUGGCCAAAUCCACACAUGGUCAACUGCGACCUGACAAGAACUACAGUUUCCCGCUAAAUAACGUGGUCUGUUCUUACGACCCUCAGAGAGACCAGCUCGUCCCGGACUACAAACUGAGCUCCCUCAACACCUGCAACUGGUGCCACGGCACAUCAGUCCGUCGCAUCCGUGGUAACGGGUCGGUGGUUUACCUGGAUGGGGACAGAACCAACACCCGCUCCCAGGGGGGUAAAUGUGGAUGUGGCUUCAAGCAUUACUGGGAGGGAAAGGAAUAUGACAACCUUCCUGAAGCCUUCCCCAUCACACUGGAGUGGGGGGGCCGCGUGGUGCGAGAGACGGUGUACUGGUUCCAGUACGAAGCUGACACGGCAUUGAACAGCAACGUGUACGACGUGGCCAUGAAACUGGUCACCAAGCACUUCCCAGGUGAGUUUGGCAGCGAGAUCCUGGUGCAGAAGGUGGUGAACACCAUCCUGCACCACACUGCCAAGAAGAACCCAGAUGAGUACAAUCCAGUGUCCAUUGACGGGGCUCACAUCCAGCGUCUGACCGACGCAGUGGAGCCCCAGCCAGCGGCAGAGCCUCAGCCGCCCACAAAGAUAAUCCUGACUGGACAGAAAGCAAAGACGCUGCACAAAGAGGAGCUGACGAUGAGCCGGGCCGAGCGCAGCAUCCAGCAGAACAUCAGCGAGCAGGCGUCCAUCGCUCAGAAACGACGCACUGACAAGCUGAAGCAGGAGCAGAGAGGACACAGCCGGAUCUCAUCGUCUUCCCCCGGCGGGUCCCCAGAAACCUCCUCCUCCUCUGCUCCGGCCACGCCCACCAAAUCCUCCUCCCCCUCCUCAUCCAACAGGGAAAAGAAGAUCCGUGUGAGCACCAGUGAUGGCCGGCAGGCCACGCUUACCCUGCAGGUCCACACCACCUUCUCAGAGCUGCAGAGGAGUGUCGCCAACCAGUUCGGCGUGCCCCCGGCGCAGCAAUGCAUCCGCCAUGGCUUCCCGCCCAAAGAGCUGGUCACCCCGAGGGACGGCGAGGAGAACGAGCCCUUGGCCCUUCAGCACGGUGACAGGGUGACAGUGGAGAUACUGAGGGGCCCCGAGGACAAGGGCCCCGCCGCUUCCAUCCCUCUGGCGUCCAGCUCGCACUCCACUCUGCACACUGCAAAGAGUGAGGAUGGCGUGGCGUCCGGCAGGAUGAGCAGCCGGGACCUGCAGGACAGCAUCGACCUGGAGAUGUCCUCCCUCUGUCUCCUAGCAACCCUGAUGGGUGAAGAUGUUUGGUCGUAUGCUAAGAAGCUUCCGCACCUGUUCCAGCAGGGCGGCGUCUUCUACAACAUCGUCAAGAAAGACAUGGGUCUGAUGGACGGGAAACACUGCACGCUGCCUCACCUGACGGGGAAGACGUUUGUCUUUAACGCAGCUGAGCAACGUCUGGAACUCUGUGUGGACGCUGCUGGUCACUUUGUCGUCAGCCCCGACGUGGAAGAGCUGGUGAAGGAGGCGCUGGUGCAGCUGCGUGCGGAGGUGGCCACCAGGGGCAGCAGAGAGGGCAGUCCGUCACACGGCGGGGCGCUGAAGCUGGGCGGCGGUGGCGUCGUCCGCAAGAAGGAGCCGCUGCAGAACAUCACUGCCUUCCAGGGCAAAGGUCACUCCCUGGGCAGUGCUGGAGGGUCCUCCCCUCCGGAACAUCGGCCAAUCAGACGGCAGCACAGCAGCGGCGUGGACCUGAGCUCCAGCGUGACCAGUGGUCCACCCGACCUGUCUGACAUCCCCGAGGACGCCACCCGGGAGCUGGUCCGCAUGGCGCCGGGCUUCGUCACAACCAAGGACAGUCGCGGUUUGGACCCGGACCUAAUGGAGCAGCAGAGGAGGAAACUGCAGGAAAUGGUCUCCUCCAUCCAAGCCUCCAUGGAGCGCCACCUGAGGGAGCAGCAGAGCGCUGCAGCGGCAGGGGGCGGAGCCAGCCACGAGCAGAGAGGUGGCGGUCACUCACCUGCAGCUGUGUCCUCAGCGGACGGGAAAGAGGAGGAGCCUGAGGAGAUGAUGGAGAGUCAGGAGACCGGACAGAGCGGCUCCACUGAACCCAUGGAUCACUCCUGAUCACUCGCUGAACCCCCGGCGCUGCCCGGCCAGCCUCUGUGGGUCAUCACGCAGCCACAGGUCAAAGGUCAACGCUUCCGUCUUCAUCGUGUUUCCUUGUCUUUAACUGCAUGACUGUAACGUCCUGAGACGUGAGGCGGCGCGUCACGGACUUAACGUCCUUCCUCUCGCACCAAAAUGGCCGCCGUCCUGUUGCUGUGCGUUUGACCUUGCUCUCUGUCGCCACUGCUGGCGACACGACGGUGCCGUGUAGGAAAUAAUAAAUUCAUUCAUUUACUUCAUCUUAAGUUAAUGGUGCAUCACAAGCAAACAUCGUGCAAUAUGUCGUAUGUUUCUGCGACGGGAUUGCAUUGUCUGUGACUCGAGCACGAACACGCCGCUGGAUUCGCUGUAGAUCGCGAAAAAAACAAAAACCAACGUUAAAAAGUCUUAAUUUAAAAGUUGGCUGUGAAAACGCUUCAUCACCGACGCGUCUGCAUUUUCUUCACAGAGUUGCCGCUAAGUUAAAGCUGAAGGACCAAACUGCACCACCUACUGGUGACUCUGAGCUUCUGCAGCGUUUGACACUUAAAGGAAAAAAAAACCCUGCACAGUCGUCGAUUUCUAUUCUGCAGAAAUGUUAUCAAUCGUCGAAACCUUUUGCGAUAAACCAACCGGACCUUUAGUCAUAAUAGAAUUAGUGACACCUUGUGGCAAAAGUGCAGAUCAAACAAACGGAAAAGUGCGAUUGUCUUUGUCGUCAGAAAGGACACAGAGUCCUUAAAAAGUUAAAACGUUAGGGACAAGGGACAAAAUGUUAAAGUCACAUGUUAACGUGAACAGGUGACGUUUAUUGGGUUAAAAGAAUUAUGAUUUAAAAGCAGGAACAGUUUGUCAUGUGCUGGGGGCGCCAUCGUUUCCCUUAAGAAAAACACGAUAAAACCACAUAAUGCACCUUUUUUUUGUUAAAGGGACAGUUCAGUUUUUUUCUAUAAUAAAAACACUGAACUUUACCUUUAAAUAAGUGUUUUAUUUUAUAGCUCCGAGGUUUUCGUUUUGUUUUUAAGUUGUUGUGAAAAAAACAAACGUACAUGAGUUCGUGAGAAGUCGGAGCUCAGGCACCUGGCGAGUGUUUGUGUGUGUGUGUGUGUGUACCUGCUGUACUAAUAACAAUGUAAUCAGCUGUAAAAUAAUGGUAAAUAAUGUAGAAUAUUUGGACUUGUACAGAGAAACUGAGUCCACUUUGUUCAGCUCAUCUUUGUUUGAUUCUCUGCUUCGACAUCGUGUGCAUGUGACCACUUUUCAGCCAACAAUAAAAAUCACUUCCUUUA
This is a messenger RNA of Solea senegalensis (Senegalese sole), 4992 nucleotides long. It is a transcript of the gene vcpip1, whose product is annotated as valosin containing protein (p97)/p47 complex interacting protein 1. The transcript has 4 exons. Gene Ontology annotation, molecular function: cysteine-type deubiquitinase activity. The record is from RefSeq and is a predicted model, not a curated record. Gene Ontology annotation, biological process: protein K11-linked deubiquitination; protein ubiquitination; Golgi reassembly. Bases 191 to 3682 code for a protein of 1163 amino acids. NCBI's taxonomy places the organism in Eukaryota, Metazoa, Chordata, Actinopteri, Pleuronectiformes, Soleidae.